AUGAGUGGGCAAAACACGGGUAGUCUGGACCUGUCCCGCCUACAAGAGGGGACCUACACAUUUGGCCUGACUGUGUACGACGCCAAAGGACAAAUGGUUGAAGACAACGUUACCAUUACGGUUAAUGCCGCUCCCGAUGCACUAACGGUCGCAAACGCUGGUCAGGAGAUUACAAUCCAACUCACAGACGAUUCCGUGGCGCUUGAUGGAUCACUAGUCAUAUUAUAUUUAUUGUUCACUUUGGGUUCAUCAUUCAGUGAGCUAAACGGAAUAAUAAAUACAUUGCAGAAUAAAAGUAAGAAUGGAAUCAGCCUGGUGUUCGUCAUUGUAAUCGUUUGCUUCACGGCUGGUGAAGUUCUUUCCGCAACGCGUCGGGAUUACAUACACGAGUGCAAUGAUGCCAGCGCUAAAGAACACGCUUGUACUAUUUUGAAAGAAUGGUAUAACUACAAUAUUACCAUAGCGACACGACAUGCUUCAGGAAUAAGCGACUUCGCGCAUGCACUGGCCAAUAUAUAUUAUGCAUGCUAUGGCGUUUCUGCUGAAUUAUCAAGUUACAAUGACGGAACAUGCCACUGUGCCGCUCCUGGAGGAUACGUCUGCUUAGACCCCCGUAUUCUGAGUUAUAUCCUUCGCUUUCAAGAAAAAUUCGGAAUGAUUAAGGUAAACGAAAUAGCGGGUGGUUGCCAUAGCUGCACAUCCUCCCACUACCGGGGCCUAGCCGUGGACAUAGACGAUUCGACCAAUACCACAGCGAUGGUCCAGGAAUGCUGGAAUAUGGGCGGUAGCUAUGCGGCUGACGAGAAAACACAUAUUCACUGCAAUUUCGCAUGAUCAACUGCCACACAAAAAUUGCUGUCAGUUGUCAGUGGGACAUUUACGGAAUAUCAGUCGGGACAUACAAAUGAAUUACUAAGCACAAUUUGACGAUUAAUACGAUACUGUAUACAUAUGCUACAUUACUGCCUAUGAAGUUUGUGAUAUAUUUGACACGGUAAGCCGCGUGUGCUAUGAGAUAAUGUAAAUUGUAUAUACACAUAAGCACACUACUAAACAUUUUUUCUUUUGAAGUUAUCGGUAAAAGGGAGAGAAACAAAGAGAAACAACUCAAAUAUAUUUUGCUUAAACAUUUGCAUUGCCACUGACUAGUCUGUUUCUAAAUUAUAUAUAAGACUGAUGUUUGUAAAUAUGCGAUUAUGAAAUGCCUGGUGACCAAUUGAUUUUGAUAUAUGUGUGUUAACAAACAUUUAGGCUCGAUUGUUCAGAACUUUGUUAAAGUUAACAACGGGGUUAAUGGUUGUUAACUUUUAAUGGUGAACUAUUUGAUGAUGUACUCAUAUAUAUUUAAAUAAAGUACAGUUGAAACUGGC
Molecule: messenger RNA, 1370 nt
Organism: Mya arenaria
Lineage: Eukaryota; Metazoa; Mollusca; Bivalvia; Myida; Myidae
Exons: 8
Coding region: 1-834 (277 amino acids)
Source: RefSeq, a predicted model, not a curated record